Messenger RNA from Triticum aestivum (bread wheat), 8259 nucleotides. Its product is annotated as disease resistance protein Pik-2. The record is from RefSeq and is a predicted model, not a curated record. Bases 3063 to 8045 code for a protein of 1660 amino acids. The transcript has 12 exons. Gene Ontology annotation, biological process: defense response to other organism. Gene Ontology annotation, molecular function: ADP binding. Lineage: Eukaryota; Viridiplantae; Streptophyta; Magnoliopsida; Poales; Poaceae.
CGGUCCCUCUUCCCUCGGUCCCUCCUGUCUCCUGGCCAGUUCGUCUUCCUCUAGUGGCUCCCUCAGAAGUUCUAAUGGCGGAUUCGUCGGCGUCGCGCCGGAUGCAGGUCAAUUCUUGCAGAGUUACCCAGGUCAGCUAAAACUCAUAAAUACUCAACUUCUUAGAAUUCUCCAGCAAAGUCUUGGUCUGGCAUUGCUGGUAUUUGAUUAUGCUCAGAGUUUAAACCAGCUGUCUUCCUUAAAAAUCAGCACUAAACAUGUGGAUGGUUCAGGGACUCCUGACCCUGAAACUGUGACUCCUGUAGUGCCCCGGCACCAAAAAUCAUAUACAGAGGUCUGAAGUUUUCCAGACUUAACACUUGACUGGUCAAGGAAAUGACAUAAAGGGGAGAGCGGCCAGAUGGUAUCCAGGAUAUUAUUAUGACUUUAUGAGCCGAUCUCGGAACUCCGUAUGGCACCCAAGCCCAAGCCAUUGGAGAAGCAAGCCCAACACAGUUCUGGCUGGGUCUGAGAGAUCACCCAAGCGAAUCAACGUCCAGAGUUCAAACCGAUGGCUUGAAUUUGUCAGUAAAAUGAUACAAAGGGGACACCGGCCAGAUAAUAUCCAGGUAUUCUCAAUUUCUAUUUGUCUCCUAGUAUUAUUACUGCAACAAGAGGACUUUGUGACCCUAUUGUCUUGUGAUAUAGUCCCUCCAGUCCUAAAUAUAAGCCUUUUUAGAGAUUUCUAUAUGGACUACAUACGGAUGUAUAUAGACAUAUUUUAGAGUGUAGAUUCACUCAUUUUGCUCCGUAUGUAGUUCAUAUUAGAAUCUCUAAAAAGACUUAUAUUUAGGAAUGGAGGGAGUAGGAUAUUAGUGAUGAGCCCCCAAACCCAGAUCAACCACGUCAGCAUUCACAGCAAAGCUGCCUGUAAUUAAUAGGGAACUUAAUUAGUUAGGCACGGGAGUUAGCGCCUCUUGUCGCAUCCUUUGGGUCUCUCUUUUGUUGCCAAGAGUUGUUAGCAGCUCAAAGUUGACAUUUAUGUAUAUAUAUUUCAAGUUGGCCAUCCACUUACGACUUUAUGUGGAAAGUUAUAUUUUGCUGGUACAUGGUUGCAUGCAUUCUACAGGGGCAGGUGUAGCUUUCUCAAUAAUUUGGGCAUCAUUACCUGCCGGCCAACCUUGUUUUCUUUGGUCCAUGAGCAGUAAGGGAUUAAUAACUGCAAGUGGUUAUACAUCGACAGAUGCAUGCAUGAAUCUAGUCAAAAAUAUCCAUGCAUACCGCCCAACUACUCCAUUCCUAAUUAAACAAUUGCUAUUAGUUUUUGAAUCACACUACUACUGCUUAGCUAGCAGCAUCACCUGUAGGACUAGCUGCUGGCUUGCAAAGACCGGACUAAGUGAGUUCGUCAUAGUUUAAAAUUUCAAGAAGGGGUUCUUUAAACAACUUCCAAUGUAUUCAUAUUUCAUCUAUAUAAACGAAGCUCCGUCCCUGGCACUUCCACAAGCUGCACUACUGGCUAGAGCAAGACUUACGGGAACAAAAUGCACACUAUCCAUCCGUCUUGUUGAAGAUAAUUUUGUGCUCCCUGCCUGUUAUACUUAUCUGGUUCAUCUCCACUCUGUGCUUCACUUUAGUAGUUGUUCCAUAUGGCACAUGGAGUAUGUGAGCUCUAGCUCACAUGAUCUCGGAUGAACAGUAAAUUCUGAAAAAUAGUAAAAAGUAGAUUUGUUUUGGCAAGAAACGUGAUGUUUUCUCUACAUGCGUGCAAAUUUUUGAUCGAAUCACAUUUGUGGAGGUGUGAAAAAAAACAAAAUCGAUGCUCCAAAACAAGUGUUUUUGGAAGCAUUUUGGAGCAUCAAUUUUUUUUUGUCUACACCUCCACAAAUGUGAUCCCAUUGCGAAAAUUUGCAUGCGUGUAAAAAAACAUCAAUGUUCCUUACCAAACAAUUUUAGAAUUGUUUGUUUCUUUUUACUAUUUUAUCAGAAUUUACUGUUCACUUGAGAUCAUGUGAGCUUUCUAUUUGUUCCAUAUGGGCUUUCUAUUUAUACUUUUCAGUGCCGCGCAUCAUUUCUUCAGCAAUUUUGUGAGAAUUAAGCCACUCCAUAAAAAAAAUCACAAACUGAACCCGGCUGCAACCACCACUCUUGGUGGCUGAUUGAUUGAUGAAAAGGUAAUCAUUCCACGUCAGGGUUCACAUCAAAGCUGCCUGUAAUUAAUAAGGAACUUGAUUAAUUAGGCACGGGAAUUAGCGCGUCUUGUCGCAUCCUUUGGGUCUCUUCUUUUGUUGCCAAGAGUUGUUAGCACCUCAGAGCUCAUACAUUUGUAUAUAUUUCAAGUUGGCUAUCCAUUUGCAACGUUAUGCGGAAAGUAACAUAGUUUGCCUGUAAUUAAUAAGGAACUUAAUUAAUUAUGCUCAGGAAUUAGUGCAUCUUCUCGCAUCCUUUGGGUCUCUUCUCUUUUGUUGCCAAGAGUUGUUAGCACCUCAGAGAUUAUACAUUUGUAUAUAUUUCCACUUGCAACUUGUUGGGGAAAGUAUAUAUUUUGCUGGUACAUGGUUGCAUGCAUUCUACAUGGGCAGCUGUACCUUUCACAAUAAUUUGGGCAUGAUUAAUUAGGCUCAUGACGUUACAGGAAUUAGUAACGUCAAGUGGUUAUAUACAUCCGCAGAUGCAUGCAUGAAUCAGAUCAACAAUAUCGAUGCAUACCUGCCCAACUAAUCAAUUUCUAAUUAAACAGUUGCUAUAAAUUUUUGAAUCGUACUACUAAUACUACUACUGGUUAGCAGCAUCACCUGCAUGACUAGCUGGCUUGCAAAGACAGGACUAAGUAAUUCGUCAUAGUUUAAAAUUUUAAGAAGGGUCUCUUCAAACAACUUCCGAUGUGUGCCCAUUUCAUCUAUAUAUAAACGAAGCUCUGUUCCUGGCGCUUCCACAAGCUGCAUUACUAGCUAGAGCAAGACCUACUGGAGCAAAAUGCACGCGAUUCAUCUGUCAGGUUGAAGAUUAGCGGAUUGCCUGCUGCCUCCUACCCACACUACACAAGAAGGAAACAAACUCUAGAGAUCUUCAGAGAGCAAACAAUGGCGGACUUCGCGCUUGGGUUGACCAAGACGGCGGUGGAGGGGACACUGAGCAGGGUCCAGUUGGCGAUCGAUGAAGAGAACAAGCUGAGGGUGACGGCGAAGCAAGAUCUGCGAUACAUCACAGCCGAAUUCCAAAUGAUGCAGUCCUUCCUUAAGGUCGUCAACAAAGAGCGCGCUAAUAAUGAAGUGGUGAAGACCUGGGUGAAGCAGCUCCGAGACCUUGCCUUCGAUGUCGAAGACUGCGUUGAGUUUGUUGUCCACCUGGACAACAACAACACGACCUUGAUCUGGUUGUGGCGCCUGGUGCCAUCCUGCAUGGCACCACCUCGGACUCGGGAGCUGGACAGGGCAGUCGCUGAGUUAAAGCAGCUGAAGGCGAGGGUCGAGGAGGUAAGCCAGAGAAACACACGCUACAACCUCAUCAGUGACUCCGGCUCCCAAGCCAAGACCACCACGCCAACCGAGCAGGCCGCCCUGGUCACCACCAACCCAUCAGCAUUCCACAUGCUAACUGAGGUCUGGGAGGCUGCUGGGAAGCGACGCGGCAUGAGUGACCUACAGGAGUUGAUCAUGGGUGAAGGCAGUGACCUUCAAACAAUCUCCGUAUGGGGAAGUUCAGCAGCUGAUCUUGGGACAACGUCCAUUUUUAGCAUGCUGUAUGGUGACCCAGGAAUCUGCCGAGCAUUCAAAAGACGAGCAUGGGUAAAGUUGACGCAUCCUUUUAAACCUGAUGAGUUCAUCAAGAGCUUGCUGACUCAGUUCUAUGUGAGCUCUCACCAAAAAAACAUUGCCGUGGACCGUCUCACGGAGGCUGAGCUCAUGCAGCAAGUGAAUGCACACAAGUAUCUCAUCAUUCUAGAAGAAGUAUUCAGUGUGGUGGACUGGGAUGCCAUCCGAGUGUGCCUGCCGGACAAUGAGAAUGGCAGCCGAAUCAUUGUGUCGACAAAGCAAUUAAGGACUGCACUUUUGUGCACAGGGGGGCCAUACAAAGUUUCAGAGCUCAGGAGAUUCUCCGAUGAUCAAUCUCUUUGUGCCUUUUCCAAGAAGGUAGGGCGUCAGAGUGGUAUGCGAGAUCUUAUUUGGCAAAUAAGGUGUCGUAGUGUGAUUUCGGUAUGGGGGCUUAGCAAUGACAAAUCAACACUCAUCAAUAAAGUGUACACUAGCAUAGUGUAUAAGUGUAGACAAUUCGAGGGGGUUGAAUUUCAACGACACAGCUGGGUCAAUGUACCCGCUCCUUUCAAUUUGGAGGUUUUCUCUCGGCGCUUACUUGUAAGUUUUCGUUCAGAAGAUCUCCAAGCUGAAGAAAUUGCGGUGGUUAGUAUGAUGGGAGAGUGUGUCUUAACUCAAGAGUGUUGCAAGUUUCUGCGUGAAGACGAUUGCCUCGUCGUUAUUAAUGGUUUGCAGUCCACACAUGACUGGGACUUGAUAAAAGCUGCCUUCUUGUCUGAGCCUAUUAAAGGAUGUAUUCUUAUCAUUACAAAUGAAUCAAGUGUUGCCACACAUUGUGUAGAGGAGGAAGAUGGAGUUCUCAACAUCAAAGAUUUGGAAGCUGACAUUAUGCUUCGCCCCUUGAUAAAGGGUUGGAGAACUGGAGGGAAGGAAGCUACUCACAGGGAUUUCCUUUUCUCCAUCAGAUUGGGAGAGACACGUGAAUGGUUCACAAAAUUUGGAAACAUGCAUGGGGAACAAAGGAAGGACCUUUGGUUCCAAUUAGACAAUCCUGGUGUGAUCUCGUUGUGGGGACCUGCUGGUGCUGGGAAAUCAACUCUCAUAAGAAUCGUGUACUAUUAUCUAAUGUUUAGAACUGAUGCUUAUCGGCAGUUGGAAUAUCAAGAGAGAAUGGUUCACCUGGAAGGGAAAAUUGCAAAGUUUAGUUGGGUUGAUGUGCCGCAUCCUUUCAAUUUGAAAGACUUCUCUUGGCGCUUGUUAUUGAAUUUUCAUUCAGGUGAUCUUCAGGCCCAAAAAAAUGCAGCAGUUGGUAUGAUGGAAGGCCAAGACCCAAUUAAGGAGUGCUCUAAGUUUUUGCAUGAAGACAAAUGUGUCAUCGUUAUUGAUGGUCUACGGUCCACUGAUGAUUGGGAUUUGAUAAAAGCUGCCUUAUUAUCUGAUCCAGUUACCAGCCAUAUUAUUGUCAUUACAAAUGUUGCAAGUGUCGCCAUGCAUUGUGUAGACGAGGGAGAUCGAGUGAUCAAGAUCAAUUGUCCAGAAGCUGACAUGGCCCUUGAUCCCCCAAUAAAGGGUUGUGCUUCCCGCGUAUUCUCCAACAGGAGUGCAGAGGCACUUAACUUUAUCAACACAUUUAGACUUCUUGGGUGUCAGGAUCGAUCAGCUGAUGAGCUUCUCCGCCGUUUAGAUUCCCCAGGCCCUAGUGUGACCUCAUUGUGGGGAAUUGCUGGUGUUGGGAAAUCAGCUGUGGCAAGAAGUCUGUACUGCCACGUGAUGCUUGGACUGGAGCAAAAUUUCAAGUGUAACCUCGCUGGUCCCAUAACGGAAUUUACAAUGUGCAGCUGGGUAGACGUGCGUCAUCCAUUUAAUUUGACAGACUUGUCUUGGCAUUUGCUCCUGGAUUUUCAUUCAGAUGAUCUUCAAGCUAAGGAAAAGGCAGCAAUUGGUAUCUUGGAAGGGCAAGAUCCUGUUCAAGAGUGUCGCAGAAUUAUGUGUGAGUACAGAAGUCUUGUUGUUCUCGAUGGAUUACGUUCCAGAGAGGAUUGGGACUUGAUAAAAGCCACCUUCUUACCCGAUUCUACUAAUGCAUGUAUCAUCGUAAUUACAAAUGAAGCAAGUGUGGCUACACAUUGUGUAGAUAAUAAGGAAGAUCGAGCGGUCAAUGUCAAAGGUCUUGAAGCUGACAUGACGCUCGUUCUCUUCAAACAGAUAAUAAAGGAUGGGAUGGAAUUUACUCCUGACGAGAUGGAGCUCUCCAAAGUUACCUUAGGCAGAUGUGGUGGGAUUCCUAAAGUUAUUGCUACUAUAGGCCAACUCUUCACCAAAGAGAAUGCCAGGUACUGGUCUAUGUCAGCCACAGAUUUGUUGGAGUUUAUAAACGAUGACUUUAUGAGCAAGUUGGAGACCCAUGAUUGGUUUCACAGUUUAAGGGGUCUAUUUUCUUGGAUGCAGUCCUACUUUGACGGUUGCUCAGAUUCCCUCAAGCCAUGCAUUUUCUAUCUGUCAAUCUUCCCUCCAGACCACAAGAUAAGGCAGCGGCAUUUGUUGAGACGGUGGAUUGCAGAGGGUUAUUGCAGGGACACAUAUAGUGGUACUGCAGAGGAGAAUGGGAAGAUAUUGUUCUUGGAACUCAUCAGCUUGAGCAUAAUCCAACAAUGUCAGAAGGAACAGAAGUACCUAUACCAAGUCAAUGGUUUCUUUCAUGAAUACAUCAUUUCACGGCCAAUGGAGGACAAUCUUGUCUUCGCACUGGAAGGGAAUUGCAGCCCGAACUCGCAACAUGCAGGUCAACAUCUCACCAUAAGGGAGGACUGGGACAGGGACGAGGCAGUAUUUAGGAGCAUGGACUUCUCACAUCUGCGGUCCUUGACUGUGUUUGGGGAGUGGAUGCCAUUCUUCCUCUCUUCCAACAUGAGUCUACUUCGGGUGUUAGAUUUGGCAGACACAUCAGGUAUACUAGAUGCUGACCUUGAGCAGAUCGUGAAGGUGCUACCUCGUCUUAAGUUUCUCUCUCUGCGAGGAUGCAAAGAGAUAAGCCAUCUACCAGAAUCAUUCGGUGGCCUGAGGCAGCUGCAAACUUUGGAUGUCAGAGACACCUCAAUAGUCAAGCUACCAUUGUGUGUCAUCAAGCUACAGAAGUUGCAAUACAUUCGUGCUGGCACCAUCAUAUCAUCAGAUGAAGGUGAUGAAUCUGUUGCAAGUGUACCAACAACAAACGUAGAACAAACAUCAUUGCCACCGGAGGGCAGUGAUGACAUGGUCACAACACUACCGAAAACAACAGAGGAGGUUCAGAUAUCAACACCACCUGAAGGUAGUGAUGGCGUGGUCACAACUCUACCGGAAACUACAGAGGAGAUUCAGACAUCAACACUACCAGAAACGAGAAGAGAGGUUCAGACAUCAGCAUCACCUGAGGGCAGUGAUGACAUGGUCACAGCACUAACGGAAACACGGUUGUUAUGGAGCUGCCGGCCAUGUAGUUUGGUGUCUAGCUGGUUAUCCAAGUUGCGCAGACGCCGACUUGAUAAUGAUGGUGUUGAGGUUCCUGAAGGGAUUGGGAGCAUGACGGCCUUGCAUACUAUUGGUGUUGUCAAUGUCAAUAUUCCUAAUGGAAAGGCAAUCCUAAAGGAGCUUAAGAAGGUUACACAACUACGCAAGCUCAGUGUGUCUGGCAUAAACGGGCAAAACAUACAAGAAUUGUGUAAUUUCAUAUCCGGUCACAAGCAUCUGGAGUCCUUGUCAGUGCGACUCGAUAAGCAUAAGGAUAAGGAUAAGGAGGGGUUAUUUGCUUGUUUCAGUGACAUGAUUUCCCAGCCACCCAAGACCCUAAAGAGCCUUAAGCUGUACGGGCAUGUAAACAAACUGCCAAUUUGGAUCAAACAGCUUGAUAAUCUCACGAAGUUCGAUCUUGAGUUGACUAUACUAUUGCCAGAGGACAUGCACUUCCUUGGUGAAUUGUCAGAUGCAUAUUUCAUACGCCGCCUUUGUGUCAAGCCAAUUCAAGACGGUGAACUCCAUUUUAGCACCCUGGGACAUGUUCUCUUUUGGACAUUACAGGUCCUAGAGAUCGAUUGCACCUCCAAGUUACUGGUAACUUUUGUAGAUCAUGUGAUUCGGACAACUGAGGUGCUGAAGAUUCACUGCUCUGGUGGGGCGUCCUUGCAGAUUUCUGGACUAGAGCAUCUAGCUAGUCUCAAAGAAGUGUGGCUGAAGGGUUCCUACAGCGACGAACUCGCGCAAGAGUUGCAACAGCAACUUUCCGAGCAUGCAAAAAAACCUGUCUGGAAGCUAGUGCAGCGACGCUCGUCUUGAUAGGCUCUCUUUCUAUUCAUGUGUUAUUUCUGUACUUAUAAGUUGUAACAAGUCCUGCAGGAAGGAAUACAGUUCUGCAUUGCGCAUCGUCGUUGCACUCUGUAUACGAACUUCUGACAAAGAAACCGCCCUUGUGGUGCAUUUAUUUCAUUGUCGUUCUGUAACAUAUAUAGUGGAGUAUUAUUAGUAUCUACUAUUUUUGUGGUUGGAUAAA